Molecule: messenger RNA, 588 nt
Organism: Penicillium brasilianum
Lineage: Eukaryota; Fungi; Ascomycota; Eurotiomycetes; Eurotiales; Aspergillaceae
Source: the annotation of a GenBank genome assembly
AUGGCCACGUCAACCACUACCUCCUUCACUUUCCCCUCGACAUACAACUUUCCCCCCUUCUUUACCCCGCAACCAAACAGCACCACGCGAUACUCCCAGCUCCAAAAAUGGUCCUCCCUAAUUCAAUCCUGGUGUCGACACCACCGUACUUACCGUCUUUCUCUCGGCGAUGCCGUCGACUCCCCUCUCUUCCAUAAUGCAGCCCUCCAUAAGCGGCUAGAUCUCGCCGAGGCUCGCGUAGUCGUGGACUGGAUGACGAAGAAAGAGGAGGAAGGGGGUGGCGGACAGCGCGCAGAGUGGAUUGAGAGUGCUUCGGCUAGUGGGAAUACGAUGCCUAAGAGCGUUGCUUGGAUUUGGUGGCGGAGGCCGGAGGAGUUGGCGGAUGUGCUAGUGGAUUGGAUCGAUGCUACUGGACAGCGUGGGAUGGUGUUGACCGUGUUUGAGUUGGUACAAGGGGAAGCGACGGUUUCUCAAGAGUUCCAUGGCAUAGACAACGAUGUAUUGAUGAAGGCACUUAACGUUCUCGUUAAGCGAGGUAAGGCCUCCGUAUUUGGUACCGAGGGCGAGGAGGGAGUCAAGUUCUUCUAA